AAAAAUUUGAAAUCGUGAGAAGAAGGGAGGAGAAAAUUGAUGAGCGCUUAUUUUCUUUGAUCGACUUCAUCACAAAGUCAACACAAGUUUUUGUCAACUUUCCUUUUCCUUUCACUACCCGCCUCCCCGCGCAGCAAGCGUUCUGUAAUCUGCGGUUGCUUGUACGGAGAGAAAUCUUCUGCUCACACCCCUUGAUCUCUGUUCUCUCUUUCUGGCAAACAACAUGUUUGACCCUUCCAUUCUCUUUCAACUCUAUAAAGAAAACCCCUCAUUUCCUUCUUUUGACUACCCAAUAUCAGAUCUUCUGCUGUUUUGAAAUUCUGAUAUUGAACUCUAUUUACUCAAAUCCAAAUUUGUUUCUUUGAUUUAUUUUUGUUGGAUACGAAUUUCCGUUCUCUCUUCAUAUUGUCUACUUUGUCCACUAAUUUUCGUCUUUUGCUGCUGAAUUACCAUCUUACCAAUUUUCGUCUUGCUUGAAGCAGUCAUCGUCAAAAUAUUUUCUUUCCAUCAUCACCUGUACUCUCGAUGAAAUGUUCAAAAUUUCAUGCUUCCGGACUUAAUAAUCAAAUUUCAGAAAUCCGCAGUGUCUUGUCUUGAGGAAUUCGGGUUUUCCUGUUUACCAUCAGCGCUUAAUUUCUUUUAGGGAUUUGUUAGAGAGGGAAAUGUGGGAUGUUUUCGUGGUUGGCAAGGAUAGUUUCUGCGUGCUUGAGGCCGGUCAGGCGGUAUGCCCGCAUGAGCAAGGAUGACGUGGAUGAUCCUUCCUCGAUUGAAGACACUCUGCUAUGGUACAAGGACCUCGAGAAACACUCGUGCGGCGAAUUCUCUUAUGCUGUCGUUCAAGCCAAUGAAAUCAUUGAGGAUCACAGCCAGGUCGAGACUGGCUCCGACGCAAUGUUCAUCGGAGUGUACGACGGCCACGGCGGUCCCGAAGCGUCUCGGUUUAUCAGCGACCACCUCUUCCAUCAUCUAAUGAGGAUUGCUCGAGAUAAUGGUACUAUAUCUGAAGAAAUCCUCAGAGGUGCUGUUUCUGCGACUGAAGAUGGAUUUCUGACUCUUGUUCGAAGGACUUAUGGUAUAAAGCCAUUGGUAGCAGCAAUCGGUUCCUGUUGUCUGGUUGGUGUUAUUUGGAAAGGGACAUUAUAUGUCGCCAACCUUGGAGACUCUCGUGCUGUAAUUGGUUCUAUAGAUAGAUCUAAUAAGAUCGUUGCUGAGCAGUUGACUAGAGAGCACAAUGCUAGCAAAGAGGAGGUUCGACGUGAACUUAGGUCCUUGCAUCCUGAAGAUUCGCAGAUUGUAGUAAUGAAGCAUGGAACGUGGCGGAUUAAGGGCAUCAUCCAGGUAUCCAGAUCUAUAGGCGAUGCAUAUUUGAAAAGACCGGAGUUUUCUCUCGAUCCUUCGUUCCCACGAUUCCACCUACCAGAACCUAUCCGACGUCCUGUGCUGACAGCCGAGCCAUCUAUAUGCUCAAGGGUCCUGCAACCUAAUGAUAAAUUCCUAAUAUUUGCAUCUGAUGGACUUUGGGAACACUUGACAAAUCAGGAAGCUGCAGAGAUUGUGCAUAACAACCCCCGAGCGGGGAUUGCAAGAAGACUGCUUAAAGCAGCUCUGAACGAGGCAGCUAGGAAACGAGAAAUGAGAUACAAAGAUCUGCAGAAGGUUGAGAAGGGGAUCAGGAGGUUCUUUCACGAUGAUAUCACAGUUGUGGUUGUCUACAUCGACCACGAGUUGGUUGGGAAGAAUAUUGCUGUACCAGAAUUGUCCAUCAGAGGCUUCACUGACACGGUUGGUCCAUCCAAUUUUAAGGUCGUCCGGGAUUGACGUCAAUGCAAUGUUCACUCGAGUUCUUUUACCAACAAACUUAAAUGACUCUGCUUGCUUUUACGGGGAACAAGUUCAGAAAGUUGCAUAUCACAUUGACAUUUUUGCAGGAUCUCAUCCUCGUUUAUUCUGAACAUUUGUUGGUCCCUAACCUUUACAAAUUGACACCUCAUCGUUUGGUAGACUGCCGUUCUUCCUUUUCCUUUCUUUUCUUAGAGGUUAUAGAGAUUAGAGAAGAGACAGACAUUGAAGUGAGACAAUAUAUUUCCUCGUUUGUUUGAAUAAAGUCUGAUGAUUUGGAUCAUGAUUUUACUCACAUUGCUAAUUUAUGUUUGGAUAGACGUGUGAGUCAGGGGGGCUUUCUUCUUCCUUGUAUACAUUGAUUCGUGAGCAUGCUUCCAAGUGAGAGGAAAAAUAAGUGGAAAUAUCAAAUUAUUGUAGUUA
Messenger RNA from Prosopis cineraria, 2262 nucleotides. RefSeq names its product probable protein phosphatase 2C 25. The coding region runs from base 670 to 1818 and encodes 382 amino acids. Gene Ontology annotation, biological process: protein dephosphorylation. The record is from RefSeq and is a predicted model, not a curated record. Gene Ontology annotation, molecular function: cation binding; protein serine/threonine phosphatase activity. The transcript has 4 exons. Lineage: Eukaryota; Viridiplantae; Streptophyta; Magnoliopsida; Fabales; Fabaceae.